GUGAGCCUCUCCACAUUUAGCUCCAAACUUUACGCACGGAUGUGCUCCUCUGGACCUAUUUCACAUCGCAUUUGGAGGCAUUUUCUACUCAAGUGUAUUGCCGAUUUAAAAUAGUCACGCCUGCUCUUUUAUACGCCUGCUCAUUUCUUUUUUUUUUUUUUUAACUUUAAACAACAUUUUUACCUGCUGACGCGUCUCAUUCCUGCAGACGGAUGCAGUAGAAUACAAAAAGAUGAAGUGUGUCUUGAUAACUUGCCUGGUCCUGGUGCUAUGCAGCGUGCACAGGCUCCUCGCAUCCCCGGCUUUGGAGGAAGGCGACGGGUCGGAUGACAGCGCCUCGACCCUGGCCUUUGUGUUCGAUGUGACCGGAUCCAUGUACGACGACCUUAAGCAGGUGAUCGAUGGCGCCUCGCGGAUCCUGGAAAAGACCCUCAACCGAAGGACCAGACCCAUCAAAAACUUUGUUCUGGUUCCGUUCCAUGAUCCAGACAUUGGUCCAGUGUCCAUCACCACUGACCCUACAAAGUUCCAGAAGGAUCUACAAGAGCUGUUUGUUCAGGGUGGUGGUGACUGCCCUGAGAUGAGUGUUGGAGCCAUUAAGAAAGCCUUGGAGGUUUCUCUUCCUGGAUCCUUCAUUUAUGUCUUCACCGACGCUCGAGCAAAAGACUACCGCCUGAAAAGAGAUGUUCUCCAGCUGGUGCAACUCCGUCAGUCUCAGGUGGUUUUUGUGCUGACUGGGGACUGUGGUGAUCGCUCUCAGCCUGGCUACAAGGCCUACGAGGAGAUUGCAGCCAUGUCCUCAGGCCAGAUCUUUCACCUGGACAAGCAGCAGGUCAAUGAGGUAUUGAUGUGGGUCGAGGAGACUAUUCAGGCCAUGAAGGUCCAUCUACUGUCCUCAAACCAUGACAGUGCCCAGGAGAACCUUUGGGAAGUGCCCUUUGACCCUAGCCUCCGCGAGGUCACUGUGUCACUCAGUGGGCCUGCUCCACAAAUUGAGCUCAAAGAUCCCCUUGGCCACGUAGUAGGUCCUGAGCAGGGUCUGAAAGAGCUUCUGAAUAUUCCUAACUCUGCUCGUGUUGUCAACCUGAAGUUUCCCAGGCCCGGAGCAUGGAACUUGAAGGUUAGCUGCAGUGGCCGUCAUACCCUGAGGGUUACAGGAGUCAGCAAUCUGGACUUCCGGGCUGGCUUUUCAAGUUUACCUGUUAAAGAGUUUAACCACACUAGGGAGAGGCCAAUCAAAGGACUGCCAGCAUAUGUUUUGCUGAAAUGCACAGGCCUGAAGCCUCCAGGUCAUCUGAGUCACGUAGAACUAAUGUCUGGCUCGGGACGUUCCCUGCGCACCAUUCAGGUGCCUCUGCCCUCUGACCUUGGCCAGCAAGGGCUUUGGAGUGUCCCAGAGAUACGCACCCCUUCCCAGAGUUUCUUCAUCAAGGCAACGGGCAGAGACGAGGAGGGCUAUCGCUUCCAGCGACUGUCCAGUGUCUCGUACACCAACAUAGUUCCAGCUCCCCCAGCUGUGAACAUGCCUGAUGUGGUGAACGGUAUCUACAUGCACCCUGCUACGAUUCGCUGUUCUGUGGAGAGCGACAUACCUUACAGGCUAAGAUUUACCAGAAGUGGAAGGGCACUUGGGGCGGAGAAGUUCUUCCAGAAAUCUGCCACUGCAUCAUGGGAGAUUGACAAUGCUUCAGCCGAGGAUGAGGGCUUCUAUGAGUGCAUAGCACAGAGUGGUGGAGGUCAAGGACAUGCCUUAACCCAGCUGACUGUUAGAGAACCUGCUCCUGUACUCAAGCCAGCAGUCAACGUGACUUCCUUAGUGGGAAGUGUGGCUGUGUUGACCUGUAAGGUAGAGGGCUCCAUGCGCUACAACCUGACCUGGAUCCGAGCAGGUCGCGCCAUCCGAGCUCGUUCGGGGAGGGUGAGGCUGCUGUCCAACUCGUCCCUUCAGAUUAGCAGCGUGAAGAUUCAGGAUGCUGGGGAUUACCACUGUGUGGCCUCAAAUGCCCACGGAGACAACAGAAUCACUGUAUGGCUCUUUGUCCCAGAGGCACCUUCUGUGGUACUUCACCCCCAGAGCCAGGUCUUUUCCCGAGGGGAUGAAAUCCGCCUCGUCUGCUCAGCAUCCGGCUCUCCCCCUCCUCUGCUCUUUUGGAGUCAUGGAAACAUGUUCCUUGCUAAUCGGCCGAGGUUGAGUCUACACGAGCGAGGAGUUGUGACCAUAACAGGGGCUGUCCCAGAGGAUGCUGGGAAUUACACAUGUCUGGCAAGCAACGUGGCUGGGACUGCCUCACAGUCUGUCUUUCUUACUUAUGCAGAGGUGCCUAUCAUAACAGUGGUGCAGCAGGUCCUACUUGUAGCUGUUGGGGAUGAUGCUACUCUGGAGUGUCAGGCCAGUGGAACGCCCACUCCUCUUGUCCAUUGGUUUAAAGGGAAACUUGAGGUGGGCUCCGCCCCCUUUGUUCAGCAAGAUGUCCACCGUGGGACCCUGCACAUUGGAGGAGUACAGGAAGUAGAUGCUGGUCAAUACAGCUGUGUGGCCAGCAGUCCUGCUGGGACCUCAUCUGGCACAGUCACUCUGCAGGUUGGAGUGGGACCUUUGUUCUCUGAGGCACCGGUUGACAUGGCGGCUAAUGUAGGGGAAAACAUCACCCUUCCCUGUGUGGCUCGAGGUUUCCCGCAACCAACUGUGUCUUGGUACACUCAAGAUGGCAGACACAUUCUCCCAAGGACAGACAAUCACAGCAGAAAAAGGCAACUGGAGAAUGGAUUCCUUCUGAUUGAGAGUAUCUGGCUGGAUGACGAAGGGCUCUACACCUGUGAAGCCCAAAACCAGUUUGGAACCAUUAAAGCUGAGGCCAGAGUUAGUGUCACUGGACUGGAGCCCCCACUCUUAGCUCAAGGUGCCCCUGUCAUUACCACUGGCAUCGGGCAGUCCCUGAGUAUCCCAUGUAUGCUGCUGGAUGGAAUCCCACUCCCAGAGAGACAGUGGUCACGAAAUGGGAAACAUGUUCAAUUGAACGGGAGAAUGUUUGUGAGGAGUGAUGGUAGUUUGUACAUUGAAAGAGCUGUCCCAGAGGAUUCUGGCACAUAUGUUUGCACAGCAGUGAACGUAGCAGGCUCAAUGAACAUCACAGUGAGCUUGGAGGUCCAUGUGCCCCCAGAGAUCAACGGCGGGCCCUACCGCUACAUAGCUAACGAAGGUCUAGCCAUCACAUUAUCAUGUGAGACCAGUGGGGUUCCUAAGCCGGUUGUGGUCUGGUCCAAGGGAAGGCAACCUCUACCUCGUGACAGCUCCUCGCUUCAAGCUGACCCCAAUGGAUACCUCCACAUCCCUCACCCCACCACUGACGAUGCAGGAAUCUACAUCUGUACCGCCACUAGUUCUGUGGGUUACGCUAGUCGAGAAAUCCAGCUCAGUGUCAACACAAUACCCAAGAUAAUGGGUGUGAGUGACCAUGACAACAUAGUAAAAGUGGCUGCAGAGGUGGGAACAGAGGUAAUUCUACCUUGUGAGGCCCAAGGGAGUCCGACACCACUGGUCACGUGGAACAGAAAUGGCCAACCCAUCCCCCCUGUCACAGCAGGGUUCACCGUUUUGCCCUCUGGCUCGCUGAAGAUAACUGAUGUACGCCUCAUUGAUAGCAAACUGUACACUUGUACUGCUGAGAAUCCAGCCGGCAAUGUGUCCUUAAGUUACAAUUUACGCAUCCAAGCCAAGCCCAGGAUUCAGCCUGCACCCCCUCUACUGAAAGCUCUGGUGGGACAAACAGUCACGCUCCCAUGUGUGGUCCAGGGGGAGCCAAGCCCAGAGGUCAAUUGGUUUCACAAUGGACUUCCAGUUGGGAUCAAGGAGACGUCACCUCUUAGGAUCCAGCAGGUCAGCCAAGCUGACAAAGGAACUUACCAGUGCGUGGCUCGUAACAGUGCUGGACAGGAGACUUUGGAGAUCAUGCUGGAAAUUCUUGAGGCCCCAUCUUUUGCCGAACCAGGAGAUUCCAUCAUGGAGAAAAUAAGUAACAGCAAGGUAGUCAUCCCUUGCCCCGCUGAAGGUUCUCCACCACCAAAGGUGCGCUGGUUCAAGAAUGGCCUGGAGAUACAUCCUGGACAAUCAGAGUUUUCUGUGACGAGGGAUGGAGCUCUUAUAAUUAGCAGAGCUUCUGCCAGUCACAGUGGCGACUUCAAAUGUGUGGCAACCAAUGAGGCGGGCUCUGUGGAUAGGAAGACCAGAUUGAAAGUGAAUGUUCCUCCUGAAAUCCAAGAGGAUGGUCAAGCACAUAACCUUACUGUGACCUUAAAGCAGCCUCUCACUCUUGGCUGUGAUGCCUUUGGUAUUCCUUCCCCGACAAUUACCUGGACUAAAGAUGGUCAUCUUGUUGACAGUCCUGGGCUGUAUCUGCAAAAUGGGAACCGACUGCUUAAAAUCUACAGAGUCCAGCCAGAACACGCAGGAAUGUUUGCUUGCACCGCUCAUAACUCAGCUGGAGAAGCACGAAGGGAAUAUCAUAUUGUGGUGCAAGCUCCACCAGUGAUCUCAGGAACAUCCAAACUCCAAGAUAUAACAGCCGUCCUUGGCCAGGAGGUGGAGUUUCAGUGCAGAGUUAGUGGGCGCCCAGCACCCAGAGUGGAAUGGAGUCGCGACGGAGAGGUGCUAUCCCGUGAUGGAGAUCCACAUGUGGAGUUCCUGGAGGAUGGCCAGGUGCUGAAAGUGAAAUCAGCCCGGCUGAGAGAUCAAGGACUUUACCAGUGUUUGGCCAGCAACAAUGCGGGGACACAGCUACGGCAGUUCAGACUAACAGUGCAAGCUCCUCCAACAAUUAAGGGUCCUGGUGAGACCUCAAAUGUGACAGUGGUGCUGGGCUUCCCGAUAGUCCUUCUCUGUGAUGUAGAAGGUUCACCCAUGCCGAGCAUCACCUGGUUGAAAGACAACCAGCCCAUUGUGUCGAGCGCCCAAUUGACAUACACGCAAGGUGGGCAGGCUUUAAGGGUGGGCUCAGCACAAGGGGACAGCACAGGCCUUUAUACGUGCCGGGCUUCCAAUCCAGCUGGCACUGCUGUCAAGCACUAUUCUCUUAGUGUUCUAGUACCCCCACAAAUCGACGGGGACCCAGCAUCUAUCGGCACUCGGGAAAAGAAAGUACGAAUCAAUGACAGUUUAACUCUCUCCUGCCUUGCUAAAGGUUUCCCUGAGCCCAAGGUUGCCUGGUUCAAAGAUGGGCAGCCGUUGACAGGAAACAACCAUGUUGGCAUUUUGGUGAGUGGGGCCUUCCUGCAGCUAGAGAAUGCAAUGCUGUCCCAUGAAGGUCAGUACACAUGCGUGGUCACCAACUCGGCAGGAGAAGACAAAAGAUACUUCCAUGUUGCCGUACAAGUUCCUCCGGUCUUCCAUCGCGUGACUAACAGAGAAGCAGCCUGGGGUGUGGAGGACAGAGAGGAUGAGGAGAAUGAGGACAUGGUAGCCAAGCGGGAAGUAAUCCUUGGCCAUCCCAUCAGCCUCUCCUGCGAAAGUAACGCCAUACCACCCCCCAAGCUCAAUUGGUACAAAGAUGGACAGAAGCUCACCAGCGCUGACGGAGCAAUAUUACUGCCAGGUGGACAGGUGUUACAAAUUGCUCGAGUUCAGAAAGAGGAUGCAGGAAGGUACACAUGCGAGGCCGUCAAUGAAGCUGGAGAGGAUCAUUUGCAUUUUGAAUUGGAGGUCUUGGUAUCACCUGUGAUCAUGGGGGCAUCUGAGGAGUUUAUGGAGGAAAUAGGAGCAGUGGUCAACAGCACUGUGGCCCUUCAUUGUGAUGUAACUGGACAUCCAACUCCAGCUAUCUCGUGGUCUAGAGAUGGACAGCCAGUUGACACGGACUCACAGCAUCUCAUCAGUGAGGACAGGACACAACUGCAGCUCCUCAGUGUGCAGGUUUCAGACAUGGCUGGAUACUUGUGUACAGCAGAAAACAAGGUCGGGUCAGUUGAGAAGCUCUUCAGUCUAACUGUUCAAGUACCACCGAGAAUAUUAGGCCCUAAAGAGGAGGAGCUGAGUGUGACUGAGGGUCAUAUGGUGUCAUUGCUGUGUGAUGUACAAGCAUACCCUCCACCAGAAAUCACUUGGACCAAAGAUGGGCAGAUCAUCCGCUUUAGUAGCGGUAUCCACCUAUUGCCAGGUGGCCAAAUGCUACAGCUGCCCCGGGCAAGACUGGAGGAUGCAGGACAAUACGUGUGCACGGCCUCUAAUUCAGCUGGCCAGGACCAGAAGAGUCUACUCCUCAGUGUUUAUGUCCUGCCCACCCUGAAGUCUCGUCUUGAUGCCGAGUCAGAUGUGGUGACCCCGCAGCUCGGCUCUUCUGUAACCCUGCAAUGCGAAGCCCAUGGUGUCCCUGAGCCUGAGGUCACAUGGUAUAAAAAUGGACUCCAACUAGUUCCAGGGAAUGGACUGAAGACAGAUCACCACCAACUGGAGAUCACAGGAGUUCAGAUGGCAGACGGUGGCACCUAUACUUGCAAAGUAUCCAAUGUGGCUGGCCAGGUAGACAGAACUUUCCGACUCGCAGUUUACGUUCCACCUGUCCUCGAUGAGCCUCUCUCGGAGGCCCUAAACUACACCCUGGGCUCUCUUGUAUCACUUCGGUGUGAGGCCUCGGGAGUCCCUGUUCCAAGCAUAACAUGGCUCAAAGAUGGAACACCUAUCGAGAGUAGCCUGCAGUGGCAGUGGUCUAUCCGAGGGAACCGCCUUGAGUUGGGGCCUCUUACUCUGUCUCAUGCCGGAACUUACACAUGUGUUGCCAAGAACAGUGAAGGACAGGAACAAAAGGACUAUAUUCUCACAGUGCAGGUGUCACCUACUAUUCUGGACUCUGAUCAUCCAUCUGAAGUUAGUGCACCCAUGGGUGAAGAGAUAACACUUGAGUGCAGAGCAGCUGGAAACCCCACACCUCACGUUAGCUGGCUCAAAGACGGCUUGACUUUGGAAGGUUCCGAUACUCGUCACAUUGCUGUGACGCCCGAUGGCAGCACAUUGACAUUACUAGGCCUUAGUCCUGAGGAUUCUGGAACAUAUACCUGUUUGGCUGUCAGCCCUGCUGGUCAGGAGAGCAAGAUCUACACUCUCUUUGUCCUUGUACGACCAUCCAUCUUGGGCGAGACCACCGAACCCAAAGUGUUACAGGCCGUACAGGACAGUGCUGUGACUCUUGAGUGUCGUGCUGAUGGAGAUCCUCCACCUCAGAUCAGCUGGCUCAAGAAUGGACAACCUCUACUUUUAUCACCCCAUACACGCCUAGUUUCUGGUGACUCCGUACUUAGGAUUUCUCCCGUGCAGUUGUCAGAUGCUGGCGUUUACACAUGCAUAGCUCGCAGCCGAGCUGGUCUUGCUGAACUUAGCUAUGACGUUCAGGUCCAAGUGCCUCCUGGUGUGGAUCAUGUGGAACCUGUAGAACCGGUGACAGUUGUGCAAGGAUCGUUAGUAACUCUUACCUGUGAGGCCCGUGGUGUUCCUCCUCCAACGUUGACUUGGAUGAAAGACGGCCAGCCGCUAUCACUUCAUCGGAACCUGCUGUUGGAUGGACAGGAGACGCGGCUGCAGCUGCCUGAUGUGGCACCUUCGGAGGCAGGCCUCUACAGCUGUGUUGCUAGCAACCAAGCUGGAAGCAGCACAAAGAGUUUUAAUCUUACCAUUCUUGAGCCUCCAAAGAUAUACGAAUCUGAUGACCCACUGGAGCUGACGAUUGCAGUAAACAGCCCUCUGGAGUUGGAGUGCUCUGCAGAGGGAGUACCACCCCCUACCCUUAGCUGGCUCAAGGACGGUCGUCCACUGGAAGGAAACGACAUCAUUCAGGAGGAUGGACACAUUCUUAGUAUCAGCAAAAUUCAGGUUGAGGAUGCAGGUCUGUACACCUGCUUGGCCAGCAGCUCAGCCGGAGAGGAUGGAAGAAACUAUUGGGUUCGAGUACAAGUCCCACCGACCCUUCUUGGCUCUGAAGAUGUUAGAACAUUGUCAGUGCCAGUUAAUGGACAUCUGACCCUGGAGUGCCUGGCUGACAGUGACCCCCCUCCUGAUAUUGACUGGUACAAGGAUGAGGUCCAGAUGCAGCUGGGUGGCCGCAUUCAGCGGCUCGCAGGAGGCCAGUACCUUGAAAUACAGGACGUCAGACCAGAGGACAGUGGCCAGUACAGUUGUGUGGUGACCAACAUGGCAGGAAGCACCAGUCUCUUCUUCAUUGUGGAGAUUCUCUUGCCACCAGUGAUUAAGGAGAGCACCGCAGUGGUCACAGCUCAUAUAGGCCAGGAUGCAAUUUUGCCUUGUGAAGUUGAAGAUGGCACGUCUCCAACAAUUAUGUGGAGAAAAGAUGGCUUCCCCAUAACCCACGAUAACAACAAGUACACCGUGCUACCAGAAGGCUCCUUACGUGUGCACGGAGUUCAGCUAAGUGAUGCUGGCCGCUACCACUGCACGGUAUCAAACCAGGCAGGCUCGGACCACCGGGGAAUCGAUCUCAGAGUGUUUGUGGGUCCUUCAAUCAGUCCUGGCCCGUUCAACACAACAGUAACCACAGGCAUCAGAGCUGUCCUGAGCUGUGAGACAACAGGCAUACCUCCUCCUAAAGUGUCCUGGAAAAGGAAUGGCUCCCCUCUUGAUAGUAGCCAUCAGUCUAAUGCAUACAGGUUAUUAUCUUCUGGGUCACUGGUACUUUUAUCGCCGUCCAAUGAGGAUGAAGGUUACUUUGAGUGCACAGCUGUGAAUGAUGUUGGAGAGGAGCGCAGGGUUAUUGAGGUCAUCCUCCAAGGUAGGAAUUUUAAAGUGGUCCAGGUACACACCCACUUUAAAUGUCUAAAUUCAAGAAAUGUGUUUUUGGUGUUUGAUCUUGUAGUCCCACCGUCUAUUGAAGAUGAUGUCACAACAGUCACAGCUGUGAAAAUGUCUCCUGUGGAGUUGCCUUGUCAAGUUAAAGGCCAACCUCAGCCAAUCAUCUCCUGGACAAAAGGUGGAGCCAAGCUGGGAUCUAGAGGAGGAAGUUACCGUGUCCUUCCUACUGGGGUGUUGGAGAUAACUGCUGUGUUACCAAGCCAUGCCGGCAGGUACACAUGCUCAGCUCGCAAUGCAGCUGGAGUGGCUCACAAACACAUCUCACUUACGGUGCAAGAGUCCCCAGAAAUCAGACCCAUGCCAGAGGAAGUCCAAGUGGUGUUACAUCAUGGGACCAUCUUACCCUGUGAGGUUCAAGGAUUUCCUAGGCCGUCCAUUACCUGGCAAAGAGAGGGUGUUCCCAUAGCAGCUGGUCACAGGCUAGCUGUGCUCUCAAACGGCGCCCUCAAGUUUGCUCGUGUUACUCUUGGUGAUGCAGGAAUGUACCAAUGCCUGGCAAAAAAUGAAGCUGGUGUUGCUGUGGGAAGAACUAAACUUGUGCUUCAAGUUCCACCCGUGCUGAGUGUGCCCCAUGUGGAAUACAUUGCUGUGCUGGGCCAACCUGUCAGUUUGGAGUGUGCGGCCGAUGGCCAACCCCAACCGGACGUUACUUGGCACAAAGACAGGAGACCUUUACUUGACAGUGCUCAUAUUCAUAUAUAUGCAAACGGUACACUGGUGAUCACAUCUACCCAGCGCAGUGAUGCUGGGACGUACACAUGUACUGCCAAAAAUCUUGCUGGCAGAACCGGUCAAGACAUCAGACUGGUGAUUCAAAUUCCCCCGAUGAUUCUUCCUGGUCAAACAGAGAUGUCAGUCAUUCAAGGAUUUCAGGCCUUGCUACCUUGUGCUGCUCAAGGUUCACCAGAUCCCAAAGUAUCAUGGGAAAAGGAUGGUGAAGUUUUGCUCAAACGUCCAGGCAAAUUCACCGUCCUGCGAUCCGGAGAGCUGAUUAUCGAGAGGGCUGAGCCAGGAGAUGCUGGACUUUUCACAUGUGUAGCCACCAAUGAGGCAGGAUCCACAAAACAGGAUAUUCACUUGUCCGUCAAUAUGCGACCUGCCUUUAAAGAGCUACCUGGUGAUGUUACCUUAAAUAAAGGGCAGGAUCUGGCCUUAUCUUGUCAUGCACAAGGAACACCUUCUCCUGUCAUCUCCUGGACUGUCAACAAUAAACCUUACCCAGGGGCCACUGUAGAUGAAGCUGGCAGGAACACCAUCAUAAUCGAUAACGUUACCAUGAGUGAUGCUGGAACUUAUGUGUGUAUCGCGGAAAACAGCGUGGGCUCCAUCCGAGCGCUCUCCUUUGUCCGCAUCAGAGAGCCUCCUGUUCUGAAGGGUGAAGCCCACACGUUUCAAACAGUCACUCAAGGUGGCUCCGCUAUGAUCGACUGUCCAGUCCAAGGAGACCCCAACCCAGUUCUCCGCUGGCUCCGGAACGGAAAACCCCUGCACCGCUCUGUCCGCAUGCAGGCACUUCACAAUGGAUCAUUGAUCAUUUACAGCAUCACCGCUGCAGAUGAAGGGGAUUAUGAAUGCGUGGCUGAGAGUGAAGCAGGGUCAGCUGAACGGACCAUUACUCUCAAGGUUCAGAUUAAUGGAGGCUACUCCAACUGGCAAGACUGGGGUCCUUGUAGUAGCAUCUGCGGUCAAGGCUUCCAAGAGCGCAGUCGACUUUGCAACAACCCAGAACCAGCUAAUGGUGGACGAACAUGCAGCGGGCCAAGUAUUGACUCCAGGAAAUGUCAAGCCGGCCUUUGUCCAGGUGAAGCCCCUCGCAGGACCAGAGGAAGUCUAAUAGGCAUGGUCAACGAGAGAGAGUUUGGAGUGUCCUUCCUAGAGGCCAACAUCACAGAUAAUGAAGAAGAUGGCAGCAGCACUCUCCAGGCCCGUCUUGACAACAUUCCUCCAAGCGUUGGUCCCUUGCUGCGGGUGCUGGUAUCUGUUUUUGCACCCAUCUACUGGACCACUGUGCUUCAGCGAGAGACCACGAGGAAUGGCUUCUCCUUCACACAUGGUCAGUUCAAGCAGGAGUCUCAACUGGAAUUUGAAACAGGCGAAGUCCUUCGUGUCCUCCAUGUGGCUAGAGGACUGGAUUCUGAGGGAGUUUUACUGAUUGACAUUGUAAUCAAUGGAUUUGUACCGCCAUCAUUAACAACCUCACAUGUCAGCCUCCAGGAGUUUGAUGAGUCCUAUGUGCAGACGGGCCAAGGACAGAUGUACUCAUGGUCAUCACAGACCCACCAGAGAGGAGGUACCCCCAUGGUGCUGCGUUGCAACCACACCAUUAUCUACGAGGGCGAGGAGACCCGCCAGGGCCCUCUGCUCCAGCUGUUGAAGGUUUCCGGACUGAAUAGUGUCUACAAUAUGCUUACUCUUACAAUGGACUUCCACUUUACAUCACACCUUCUCAUACCAGAUGGUCAUGAAGACAGUUGCCCGAAAGGCUUUGUCCUCGACACAACCUCAUACUGUGCUGAUGAAGACGAAUGUGCGCUUCAGUCUCCCUGCUCUCACUCGUGUAACAACAUCAUGGGAGGGUUUUCUUGCGUCUGCCCUUCUGGCUUUACCAUCUCGACGGAAACCAACACAUGCCAAGAUAUUGACGAGUGUGCCCAAGGCUCACAUAUGUGCCACUACAACCAGCAAUGUAUCAACACAAUGGGCACUUAUCGCUGCCAAGCCAAGUGCGGAGCAGGAUUUAAGCCCAGCAUUAAAGGAAACAGCUGCGAAGAUGUGGACGAGUGCCGAGAGUCUACCAUAUCGCCGUGUCAACAUCAGUGUCUCAACACUUUGGGAUCCUACCGCUGCAUCUGCCACCCUGGGUAUCAGCAGUCAGGACACCAAUGCAUCGACAUCAACGAGUGCAUGAGGAAUGUGUGCCCAGCUCACCAGCAGUGUCAAAACACUGACGGAGGGUACCAGUGUUUCGACAGCUGCCCAGCUGGCAUGACCAAAGCAGAAAAUGGAGUGUGCAUGGAUAUUGACGAGUGUCAAGAUGGAAGUCACAUGUGUCGCUACUCUCAGAUCUGUCAGAACACAGUCGGAGGUUACGGGUGUAUAUGUCCCAGAGGGUACCGGUCUCAAGGAAUUGGUCUGCCAUGUCUGGACGUUGAUGAAUGCCUGCAGACGCCAAGCCCAUGCGUCUUUCAGUGCCGCAAUGUGCCGGGCAGCUUCAGAUGCUUGUGUCCACCUGGAACUGUGCUGCUUGGGGAUGGACGCUCAUGUGCAGGGCUAGAGAGAGGACAGAUCUUUACUAAUGGGACCAGAGUCAGAGCGAGACUUCGGCCGCAGCUGGUGUCAUCCCUUGGCAGGCCAAUUUUGUCCCGUUCUCACGGGGUGUCUCGUAUUACCAGGCAGAGCUGUCCUCUAGGAUAUACCAGCAGAGAUGGCAAAUGUGUUGAUGUGGAUGAAUGUCUGCUCAGGAAGCCCUGCCAACAUGAAUGUCGAAACACCAUUGGCAGUUUCCAGUGUCUGUGUCCUCCAGGCUACCAGCUGCUACCCAAUGGCAGGAACUGUAAAGACACUGACGAAUGUUUAGAGCAAGGCAUUCAAUGUGGCCACAAUCAGAUGUGUUUUAACACCAGAGGAGGAUACCGGUGCUUGGACACUCCCUGUCCUGCAUCCUACCAGCGGGGAAGAAGCCCGGGGACAUGCUACAAGCCAUGCUCUCUGGACUGCGCCACCGGAGGCUCUCCUCUGCUCCUGCAGUACAAGCUCCUUACGCUUCCCUCUGGCAUACCAGCCAAUCACAACGUAGUGCGGCUGUCCGCGUUCUCGGAGUCAGGCAUCCUGCAAGAACGCACAUCUUUUAUCAUACUAGAGCAAGAAUCUGAGACGGGUCUAUUGGGACAAGCAUUUGGCAUCAGGGACGACACAGGCCGGGGGAUCAUCUACACAAGGCGGCUUCUUGACAGCCCAGAACUUGUACGCCUCAAAGUGCAGGCCACCACCAUUUCACAGCAAGGCCGUUUGACAUACCAGAGUAUCUUUAUCAUCUACAUUUCCAUCUCGUCAUUUCCCUACUGAGCUGCUUAACAACUCUAGAUACUUUUAAGGCAAAUCUCCAGAAACCUGAGCCUCGGAUGCAUUACGUGACUGAUAAAUCCUGUGGAUACUUAGGACUGAAACAUGGUGAAAGAACUUAACAUUGCAUUAUCGUGGCCGAUACGACUGGCCAGAGAAAAUUGAAUCUGUCGCCCCAAAAAUGGAAAGAAAUGUAUUAAUUGCUUCAGUAAAAACAUGAUCCAAAACUUCCAAGCUUGGGUCUUCCGGUGGAUAAUUCAAUGUCUGGUGGUAGUGCUUCUGAUUAUGCCUAAUUAGGGCAAAUAAAUGAAAAUGCAAGAGAAAAGUAGCUUGAUCCGUUUUUAAAUUUUCAUCAUUAAUGACAAUAAAUUAUAUUGACAUUAGGGAUUGCUUAUUCUACAAUUUAAAAAAAUUCUGACUGCUUGAGCCACUUGUUUAAAGUGACAAACCAGUGGAGCGUGUGUAACUGUGUGAUCGUGUUGCAUCUAUGCAGCUUUUUUGUAUUCUGCAUUUGAAUG
Messenger RNA from Syngnathus acus (greater pipefish), 13428 nucleotides. RefSeq names its product hemicentin 2 (gene hmcn2). NCBI's taxonomy places the organism in Eukaryota, Metazoa, Chordata, Actinopteri, Syngnathiformes, Syngnathidae. Gene Ontology annotation, cellular component: axon; plasma membrane; neuronal cell body. Bases 233 to 12913 code for a protein of 4226 amino acids. The transcript is spliced from 80 exons. The record is from RefSeq and is a predicted model, not a curated record. Gene Ontology annotation, molecular function: axon guidance receptor activity; calcium ion binding. Gene Ontology annotation, biological process: homophilic cell-cell adhesion; synapse organization.